Molecule: messenger RNA, 546 nt
Organism: Brassica oleracea var. oleracea
Lineage: Eukaryota; Viridiplantae; Streptophyta; Magnoliopsida; Brassicales; Brassicaceae
Exons: 1
Coding region: 1-546 (181 amino acids)
Source: RefSeq, a predicted model, not a curated record
AUGAGUUCGGCAGCUGAUGAGAUUCGUCGACCGUCACCGUCUUUGCAAGAUCCUAACUCCAAUCCUCUCUAUGUUCAUCAUGCCGAUCACGCUGGUAUUGCUCUUGUAUCUGAGAAACUAGCGGGUCUAGGUAACUUCAACACUUGGCAUAGAUCAAUGCUUAUGGCUUUAGGAGCUAGGAACAAAGCUGUAUUUGUUGAUGGAACUUUUGCGGAAGUAGAUAUGAGUCAUCCGGAUUAUGCGUCUUGGUCUCGUUGCAACAACAUUGUUUGUACUUGGAUCGUGAAUGCUGUGGAGAAAUCGAUUGCGAAGAGCCUCAUGUACCUGACUACAGCAAGGCAGAUGUGGCUGGACAUUCAUGAUCAGUUCAAACAGAGUGAUGGACCAAGGCCAGCAGAGAUUAAGAAGCAAAUAUUUGCGGAGACGCAAGGUUCUCAGAGUGUAAAUGACAACUAUACAAAGUUAAAGCAGCUCUGGGAGGAGUUGAAGAAUCAUGAGAGCCCUUACACUUGUUGCUGUAGUCGUCUGGAUUGUUUGUUGCUGUAG